AUGGCACCAAUGAGAGAGGAAUCGGAGCAAUAUAUGGACCAUUUGGUUCAAAGCAAUGUCGUGGACGCUCUGCCAUUAGUGAAGAAGGAUGGGGAAAAGAGUGAUAAUGGGAGCGACGAAAACGGCGAACGGCAUGACGACAGUGAUGAUGAAUACUACGGCGACGGUAGGGAUACACAAGUCGACGACCAUUCAGUUUCGUUAAUCACGAGGACUGCGUGGACCCAAGUGACAGAUACUGCUUGGACCACACAAACCGCCACUGUCUGGACCACGCAGACUGCGGUUACCACUUCAUCAAGUGUAAUGACUGUCGUCAUUGUUGCUACGCCAACUUCUACAACGAAAUCACCUGUGUCGACUUCAAUAUCUAUCACAUCUGCUUUAAUACCAACAACAACGACAGUUACUGCAUUCGGCAUACCAAGUUCAGAGCAGCCAGGAAGGAAAGGGUUAUGUACCCUUUCCAAUGGAUUUCCAUGUGAAAGCGGUUCGGCCACCACAUCUACUGUCACUGCCUAUGAGGCCAUCAGUGCAAAUUCUGCACCGACAGCUCAAGCAGACCAAUCUUCAUCACUUCCCACAGGAAUGCCGCCUCAAUCUUACAAUGGAAAGCCUCACAACGAUGAUGAUGAUGGUGAUUUAAGUCCUUUGGCGGAAAAACUUUUGAUCGGUGCUGGAUCAAUAGGAAUAUUCGUCAUUUUUGGUGCUAUCAUAUAUCUUAUCAUCAGAAUGAAGAAGUUGAAUCGAUUAGCAAGGGGAGAGAUAUCAGAGGAAGAGGCUCGUUGGUAUGGUUGGAGGAGAAACAGAGAUGAUCCAGGCCGUUCUCCUAGUUACGCUAGCGGCAAAGUAUCACGAAACGGGUAUCCUAUCGAGGAGAAAUUCGCUGAGAGGGAAAUGGCUGGCUUCUACAAUUCUGACAACAAAGUAGCCCUCGAACGCCCAGGAUCUGCAGCUGUAAAUUUAAGGGAGCUGCGUACAGAUCUACAAAGACAAAACUCGACAAGAAGCAGCCAAUCGGGAUCAGGCUUGUCUCCCAGCCCAGGCCAAUCAUACGGACUUCUAGGCAACGCAGAUAACUACUACUCCCAAUCAGGAACUCUCAGAUCUCAGCAAUCAGGACUAUCGGGGCAAUCUUCAAAUGCUUAUAAUCCUUCCCAAAGAGAGGUCAAUCACAUCAGCUACUUAUCCUCAAUAUCGUCAGGAUUUGGGGAUUCGCUUGUCAUGCUUGAUGAUAGCGCUCCUCCUCAAAAUCCAGUCUCCCGCUUCUCUUGGACGACGGCAUCCCAAGGUGCGCCACAGAACCGAGACACCAUAUACACAACAACAUCAGAGGAGACAUCACCACGAUUUCGUACUGUCAACUCAUGGGUAGCUCAACAAACUGGACGAGUGGAACGGAAACAGCAAAGUGAUAUGGAAAUACCAGCAAUGCCGGAAAUUCCUAUUUUAUAUACCCACCGAUCACAGGUUCCCGAACCAUUAUUUACCGAGGGACAUCAACGCAUGGCGAGUGAGAACCAAGCUUUUAGGCAUCACCCCGGCGAUGAAAUUGAAUUGGGAAGAGGCUCACGUGUUCCGAGUUCGAUUUUGGAUAAAAGAGUUGGGGUUUAA
Messenger RNA from Sclerotinia borealis F-4128, 1614 nucleotides. NCBI's taxonomy places the organism in Eukaryota, Fungi, Ascomycota, Leotiomycetes, Helotiales, Sclerotiniaceae. The record is from the annotation of a GenBank genome assembly.